AUGUUGUCCUAUGCUCAACCACUGUCUCUUUUCAAAUCAGUAACACUUCAUUCGCGUGUUUCGCCUUUGGAAUUGGAUAUGUACCUCCACAAAUCCAACUCAACAUACUUUUUAGACUUGGACAUUGCACGUACAAAGCUUCUCACCCGUAUAGUACAGCCAUUUUGGUGGUUUUGCUACGAAAAUAAGAUGGGCAAGUACGGAAAGGGACGCAAAAGAGAGGUUGGCAAUUUUCCAUAUGUUCCGGUUGCAACAGUGCAAUGUCAAUUCAAAAAGGAAUUAAAACCAUUGCAAAAAUUCGAUAUUAGCUCAAGAAUCUUGGCAUGGGAUAAGAAAUGGCUCUUUGUUUUGAGCGUAUUCACAACUACAAACGGCAAGAGCAACAAAAAGGUUAACGCAAUUGCAUUGACAAAAUACGUGUUUAAAAACGGAAGAACAACAAUUCCACCUGAAGAGAUAUUGAAACAUUGUAAUCUUUUGGAUGAAAAGAAUGAAGCUGUCAAUAAAGUCAACUUUGAAUUGGUCAAGAAUAUGGUUGAUACAGAGGACUUGGAAACCCUUGCUGCUGAAGCAUUAUAG
This is a messenger RNA of Lodderomyces elongisporus, 579 nucleotides long. RefSeq lists its product as uncharacterized. The record is from RefSeq and is a predicted model, not a curated record. NCBI's taxonomy places the organism in Eukaryota, Fungi, Ascomycota, Pichiomycetes, Serinales, Debaryomycetaceae. The transcript is spliced from 2 exons. The coding region runs from base 1 to 579 and encodes 192 amino acids.